Paramecium pentaurelia is the source of this 1196-nucleotide messenger RNA. The record is from the annotation of a GenBank genome assembly. Lineage: Eukaryota; Ciliophora; Oligohymenophorea; Peniculida; Parameciidae.
UAAUGAAGAUUAUUUUAUUAUUGCUACCGUAUCUUGCAUUGAGCACAAUACAUCCUGAGGGUAAUCUAGACUUUGUAAAGUAUUGCAAAUACUUUAAUUACCCUGUGGAAGAACAUGUUAUCCAAACAGAGGAUGGCUAUCUUCUAACAUAUUUUAGAGUCUAAGCAAAAGGAACAAAAAUGGUAUCAGGCAAAAAAGUUGUCCUUCUUCAACAUGGACUCUUAGAUAGUAGUGAUACAUUCAUUAUUAAUGAUGAAGAUAAAGCACCUGCCUUUUUAAUUGCUAAUAAAGGCUAUGAUGUUUGGCUUGGUAUUUUAGAUUUAUUAUUCAUCUUUAGGUAACAAUAGAGGAAAUAAACAUGGCAGAGCUCAUGUUAAAAAGAAUCCAUUCUUUUGGGCAUUCUGGGAUUUCACAUUAGAAGAUUUCGCUAUCUAUGAUCUCCCUGCCGGAUUUAAAUAUAUAGUUAAUAAGACUGGUCAAAAAAUUCAAUAUAUUGGACAUUCAUAAGGAACAGCUUAAAUGCAUAUUCAUUUAUCUCUUUUCAAACAAAGUAUUGUCAGAGACAAUCUGAUAUAAUUUAUUGGAAUGGGACCUGUUGCUUGGGUUACAACAAAAUAUUCUCCAUUAGUCCGUCUUCUUGAUACUAAUUUCUUAGAAGUUUUAGCAACAUUUGGAUUACAUGAAUUUAUGCCUGGAGAUACAUUCCUAACAUCUGAAGUAGGCAGAGUAGUUUGUGGAAUUUUGGAGAACCUUUGUGGAGAUUUGAUUGGAUCAUUUGUUUCAGCAGAUCCAGUUUUAGAUAACUAUGAUCGUUAUGAUGUUUUAGCUGGACAUUCUCCUGCUGGUACAAGUGUAAAGAAUCUUAAGCAUUGGUAAUAAUUUACAAGGACUGGAGAAUUUAAGAGAUAUGAUUAUGGAGACAAAGAAAAUUUAAAGAAAUAUGGAACAAAGAAAGCUCCCCAUUAUGAUUUAUCAAAUAUUGAUGUCAAGUAAUUAUUAAAAAUUAUAAAUUAGAAUAUUCUAUAUUGCAGGAUAUGAUGAUUUGUUAGCUGCUCCUAAAGAUGUGAAUCAUCUUUUUUCAGCAUUAGUAAAUGCACCAAAUAAAGAACUUAAAUUCUAUGAUGCUGGACAUUGUUCUUUUAUGUGGGGAAGAUAAUUGCCAUAUCUUGAAGAUUUAUGGGCUCAUUUAGAGUGAU